Messenger RNA from Saccharomycopsis crataegensis, 1677 nucleotides. RefSeq lists its product as uncharacterized. The record is from RefSeq and is a predicted model, not a curated record. Bases 1 to 1677 code for a protein of 558 amino acids. Gene Ontology annotation, biological process: transmembrane transport. The transcript has a single exon. Gene Ontology annotation, molecular function: transmembrane transporter activity. NCBI's taxonomy places the organism in Eukaryota, Fungi, Ascomycota, Saccharomycetes, Ascoideales, Saccharomycopsidaceae. Gene Ontology annotation, cellular component: membrane.
AUGGUAGCUCCAAACUUCUUAACCAAGGGUCAACAGAUCGUUCCCAUGAAAUACAGACCAAAGCCCUUAGUGUUCGGUAUAGUGGUUCUUUCUUUGAUUAUCGAUAAACUUAACGUCACAGGGGCCAUUACCAGUUUCUAUUCGCUUUCUAAGAAGUUUGAUGUUCCAAUUGCCACUGCCUCUUGGGUCUUGUCAGUGUAUGCGUUGACCAUUGGUUCAUUUAUUAUUGUAUUUGGGAAAGUCGGAGAUAUUGUUGGUCCUCAUAAUACAUUCGUUAUUGGCUCUUUUGCCAUGUCUCUUUUUUCAUUGCUAGCAGCUACGGUUGAUGAAUCUAUUUACGCGGUUAUUGUAUUUAGAGCUUUCCAAGGGAUUGCCGGUGCCGCCUUGAUUCCCUCUGGAUUUGCAAUCACUGCCAGUUAUUUCCAAGGCAAGGCCAGAUUUAUCGCCCUUAAACUUAUGGCAGCCGCUAUCACUGGUGCUCUAGGUCUCGGGGUGAUUCUUGGUGGGGCUUUUGAUGAAGGAAGUAUUGGGUACCAAGGGCUUUUCUAUUUCACAUUUGCGGUGUCUUUUGUAGCAUCCGUGUUGUUAUAUUUCAUUAUAAUCCCAGUGGAAAAAACUGAGGGCCACAAAAAUUUGAAAUUUAAGAACUUGGAUUUCUUUGGAGUUCUGUUAAUGAUUUCCGGCUUGUUGUUGAUCAUCGUGGCGUUCACUGAAGCUGCAAACAGUUGGAAUUCUCCAAAAGUUUACGUCACCCUCCCAGUUGGAUUUGUGCUUCUUAUCUCGUUCUUCUAUUUCGAACUUAUUUAUCUCAAAAGUUACAAGAAGAAAUUCCAGAACUCUCUUCCAAGCCAACAACAAGAAUUGACUGACAAACCUGAUUGGAGACUAGACACACAACCACUUUUCCCAGCAGAAAUUUUGGAAAUUCCAAACAUUAAAUUGUUGCUCUAUGGUAUUUUUGUUGUCAAUACAUGCGCCAUUUGCUUACAAAGUUGUUUGGUUGAAUAUUUCGAAUAUAUCGAAUUAGACACCCCAAUUAUUGCCUCGGUUAAGAUUUUACCGCUUUCUGUGGGUGCCGUUUUUGGUUCAGCCCUUUUCAACCCAAAAAUUGUGAAAGCCUUGACACUUCGUGGAACUUUGGUUAUUGCAGCCCUGGUUGGUCUCGGAGCAUACAUCUGGGCGUCUAGAAUAGACUACACUGUACAUAAUAACUAUUGGAAGUUUGCUUUUGCCAGUCAAUUUCUUACUGGUUAUUCAAUUAACAUGUUCUUUGUUGUCAUCCUCUCUGGUUUAAUGCAAAAUACCCCGUUACAUUUACAAGGGGUAGUUUCCGGAGUGGUUCAAACCAUUGCCCAAGUUGGUGCCAGUAUUGGUACAGCAGUUAUCAAUAGUAUCAUUGGAAGUAUGAAAUAUGAAAAAGGUGAUGAAGCAGCUAGACAUCGUGUUGCCAAGAACUUCCAAAACUCAUUAUAUUUCAUGGUGGGGUUGGGUGGCAGCUUGGUAAUUUUAAUGCUUUUUAUUAAAGAUGACAAGUCUUUUUUGGUCGCUAAAAACGAAAACCAACCGGGAAAAGAAUCCAAUGAUGUCGAAGUUGAUUCCACUGAAGUUGAAGAGGAAUCUAAAGAAAUCGAAAAGGAAUCUGAAGAUAUUGAAGAGGUGUCUAAUAUUAGAAGUUAA